Messenger RNA from Opisthocomus hoazin, 1872 nucleotides. Lineage: Eukaryota; Metazoa; Chordata; Aves; Opisthocomiformes; Opisthocomidae. The record is from RefSeq and is a predicted model, not a curated record.
AUGUAUGAUACCAUCAAAGCUGUGGAAAACAGGUACCCUCUGAGACGAGGCAGCUCUUUCACAUUUCUGACUCCGGGACCACAAUGGGACUUCACCCUGAAGAGGAAGCGCCGAGAGAAAGACGACGAUGUAGUCAGUCUUUGCAGCCUUGACUUUAAGGAACCAAGCAAUAAGCGGGUUCGGCCUUUAGCACGGGUCACAUCCCUGGCGAACUUGAUCUCUCCUGUAAGAAAUGGUGCAGUUCGGCGCUUUGGGCAGACAAUACAGUCAUUUGCCCUUCGCAGUGACAGCAAAUCUCCUGGCUGCGCCCAGAAGUCAUGUAGCAGAUCUGCUGCUCCUACUCCUCCUAAACGAAGAAACAGCGUACUUUGGUCUGAGAUGUUAGAUGUCAACAUGAAAGAGUCCCUGAGCACCAAAGAAAUCAAGCGCCAGGAGGCAAUAUAUGAAAUGUCCAGGGGAGAGCAGGACCUAAUCGAAGAUCUGAAGCUUGCCAGAAAGGCCUAUCAUGAUCCCAUGCUGAAACUCUCUAUCAUGUCUGAGGAGGAACUCACCCACAUAUUUGGGGACUUGGAUUCUUACAUUCCUCUGCAUGAAGACUUGUUGGCGAGUUUAGGAGAAGCAACAAAACCAGAUGGAACAGUGGAGCAGAUUGGACCCAUUCUUGUGAAGUGGUUACCACGACUCCAUGCCUACAAAGGUUACUGUAGCAAUCAGCUGGCAGCCAAAGCGCUUCUGGAUCAGAAGAAGCAGGACCGGAGAGUGCAGGACUUCCUUCAGCGCUGCCUGGAGUCCCCUUUCAGCCGCAAGUUAGACCUUUGGAGCUUCUUGGACAUUCCUCGAAGUCGGCUGGUCAAAUACCCACUGCUCCUGAAAGAGAUCCUGAGGCACACUCCCAAAGACCAUCCCGAUAUCCAGAUUCUGGAAGAAGCCAUAGCGAUAAUCCAAGGAGUCCUCGCUGACAUCAACCUGAAGAAGGGGGAGUCGGAGUGCCAGUAUUACAUUGACAAGCUGGAGUACCUGGACGAGAAGCAGAAGGACCCAAGGAUUGAAGGCAGCAAAGCUUUACUGUGCCAUGGGGAGCUGAAGAACAAAAAUGGACAUAAACUCUACGUCUUCCUCUUCCAAGACAUCCUGGUUUUGACCCGGCCGGUCACUCGCAAUGAGCGUCAGGCCUACCAAGUGUACAGGCAGCCGAUCCCCGUCCAGGAGCUGCUCCUCGAAGACCUGCAGGACGGCGAUGUGAAAAUGGGAGGAUCCUUCCGAGGAGCCUUUGGGAAUUCCGAUAAAGCUAAAAAUAUCUUCCGAGUUCGUUUCCAAGAUCCCUCGCCGGGCCAGUCCCACACGCUGCAGGCCAACGACGUCUUCCACAAGCAGCAGUGGGUGAAUUGCAUCCGCGCCGCCAUCGCUCCCUUACAGCGGACCCCGCCGCCGGAGCUGAAGGAGCUGCCGGAGCUGAGCGAGGAGUCGGAGGAGAACAACCCCUCCGCGCCCAACGUCAAAGCCCAGAAGAGGCAGUCCGCCGUGUCUGGCGUCACCGAGAUGGAGCUAGACGAAAGCACGUCCGCGUGCGGCCCCGUCCUGGACUCGGAGGAAGCCAAGGGCGUGAAGUCGCACCGAACGCCGUCCGGGCACAGGAAGACGAGGGAGAAGCAGCUGAGCGGCAAGCGGAAAGAAACGCUAGUGUAAAGAGGAGCCCAGCGACGUGGUGGAAGACUGUUUAUUUAUAAAUAACGUGUACAUUUUUGUUGUAAUGUGAGCGUGGUUGGAUUCACUCUACUGAACAGGAUAUUUUUUUUUGUUUGUUUUUUUAUGUUGUAAUGGCAGCUACUGGUAUACAGUUAACGCUGUUGAGCUGGGGUCUGUUUUUUACAA